AUGUCUGUAAAUUACAUACCUCGAGUAACUCAACUGGAUGCUGUGCAGCUAGAUAGUCAAUUGGAAGAACUUUUCAAACAAUUACUAUUUGAAGUUACUAAGUACAUAGAGCCUCGUUACAUUCAGCCAAUUCUUCCAGAGCUUGAACUUUUAAUAAGGACAUGGAUUUUCAAAUAUUCAGUAUAUGAUCAUAAAAGUACAUUUGGACAGCAGAUGCUGUCAUUGAACUACAAAACAGACUAUUUUACAAGAAGUAAACUGUAUUGGUACUUUGGUUAUACAGUUGGAUUGAAGUACCUUAGAGAGAGAGCCAUUUAUAGUUUCACUUCAAACACUAAAGUCCAGAAUAUUGUAAAUAAAUUAGAAACAUUUCAAUUGAUCGCAGACAUAUUUAACUUCUGUAGGUUCAUACAGACUGGGAAAUAUCCACAACUCAUCGAUUACAUAUUAGGAAUUCAAUUGUCUGCUGAAGCAUGGACUAGGGAAGAUUUAACCGAUUUAUCCUGGACCAGAGAAUUGCUAUGGCACAACUUUAUUGAGUUGCUUGGUACAACAAUAUCGUUAAUAAAUAUAUUUGGCUUGAGAAGUAAACUGUCUGGCCUGCUGAAGUAUGUUUGGUGGAGACAACAUGUGAAGUCCUCUGGCACAAUGACCAUGCCCAUAAUGACUUUGCAAACAAUCUGUGCGUGCUGUGAGAACCCACCAGUCCUACCACACACUAUGGGCUGCAGUCACAUAUUUUGUUACUACUGUGUAGUGGCCAAUAAAACAGCUGACUCGGAUUAUGCAUGUCCAAAGUGCUAUUAUAAUGGAAAAGAUGUUAAGAAGUUUGUAAAGACAUAA
This is a messenger RNA of Spodoptera littoralis (African cotton leafworm), 843 nucleotides long. The record is from the annotation of a GenBank genome assembly. NCBI's taxonomy places the organism in Eukaryota, Metazoa, Arthropoda, Insecta, Lepidoptera, Noctuidae.